Sphenostylis stenocarpa is the source of this 430-nucleotide messenger RNA. The record is from the annotation of a GenBank genome assembly. NCBI's taxonomy places the organism in Eukaryota, Viridiplantae, Streptophyta, Magnoliopsida, Fabales, Fabaceae.
ACACCACCGCACUACCUUCCAGCUCGCCCCGCAGCUACCUUCAGCCACCCCCAUCUUGGCCGCACACCACCACUGCCAACCACACCCAAACUUCACCCACUGCCCACCUUACCCUCCAUCCUCGGCACCGACUGCCUCGAGCCACCCCGAGCAAUCCCUUCUCCCUCACCGUGGUCACACAGCCGAGCCCUCACCCCAACUUUCCCCACACUCUCACUUGUCGCGCCACCGCUGCCCUCCAAACCCCACCGUGCGCGCGACCACCAACAGCCAUCACCCCUCGACCCUAACCACCGCACUUGCACCGUGCCUUCACCUCCUCUUUCACUCGCCCCGCUUCACUUCCCCGGCCCCAAAACCAUCUCCGUGUCGCGCCUCUAAGCCAUGGAUCGAGGAAGAGAACCGGAUUUGGGACAGAUUUCUCAAUUGA